This is a messenger RNA of Diospyros lotus (date-plum), 739 nucleotides long. Its product is annotated as inhibitor of trypsin and hageman factor-like. Gene Ontology annotation, biological process: response to wounding. Gene Ontology annotation, molecular function: serine-type endopeptidase inhibitor activity. Bases 286 to 504 code for a protein of 72 amino acids. Lineage: Eukaryota; Viridiplantae; Streptophyta; Magnoliopsida; Ericales; Ebenaceae. The record is from RefSeq and is a predicted model, not a curated record. The transcript has 2 exons.
UGUUUGUACAAAUAGCAAAAUUCAUCAAUAGAAACUAUUUCUAAAGUCAGACCAAAUUGCGGCUGAGGACAGAGGAGUGACAACAAAUCGUUAAAUCAAUGAAGCUCUCAGUCAGAAAUUGUGGCGAUGAGGCGGCUGAGUUCAAGCAUAUCAAGCUCCAUUUCUGAACUGGCAGAGAGCAUGGCCUUAUUUAUUAAUUCAUAGCCAAGAACUCGAUCAAGCGCACAAUCGAAGAUUACGAACAGUAGAGAUUCAGAGAUUACAGCGAGAUACAGAGAGACGUAGAUGGCAUAUGAUCCGUGUCCCCCAGGGAAGAAGGCGUGGCCGGAGCUGGUUGGGGCGGACGGUGAGGCUGCGGCGGCCGCGAUAGAGAGGGAGAACCCGGCCGUGAAGGCCAUAGUGCUGCCGGACGGGACUCCGGUCACCAAGGACUUCCGCUGCAAUCGCGUCUGGGUUUGGGUCGACCCUAACGGCGUCGUCCUCCGCGAGCCUCGCGUUGGGUAGCGCCACUGUCGAUCCUCAUCUCCAUCGUGUAGCACCGAACAGUUACAAAAUCACAAUAAUAAAGUAAAAAACUGAGUUGGGCCGUAUGAGCUGGGCCUUAGAUGGGUUAAGACUAAUAUGGUCCAACUGACGCUCGGCCCAACUCGAGAUGUGGUCUUUAGAUUUCAACUGUUUUUAUUACCUGAUGUAAAAUAAAUAAAUCCAACAAUAAGUUGGAGAAACUUAUGAAGCUUUA